AUGGCUGAAUCGACUGCUAAAGCUAGUAUUAGUAAUAAAUUAAGUAUCGAAGACCUUGAUCUUAAAGGUAAACGAGUAUUGAUCCGGGUUGAUUUCAAUGUUCCAUUGGACAAAGAAACUGGUCAGGUGAAAGAUAAACAACGUAUUGAAGGUGCAUUACCGACAAUCAAAUAUGCACUCGACAAAGGGGCUAAAGCUGUUAUCCUUAUGUCACAUUUGGGCCGUCCAGAUGGCAAACGCGUCGAAAAGGAAAGUUUGAAACCAGUUGCUGAGGAAUUACGAAAAUUACUCGGUAAAGAUGUCAAAUUUCUCAACGAUUGUGUCGGCGACGAAGUAGAAAAAGCAGCCAGUGAAGCUGACAACGGUCAAGUUCUUCUACUUGAAAAUCUUCGAUUUCAUUUGGAAGAAGAAGGUUCAGUUAAGGACAAAGCUGGAAACAAAACCAAAGCCGACAAAGAUGCAGUCGAUAAAUUUCGAGCAAGUUUAUCGAAACUCGGUGACGUUUAUAUUAAUGAUGCAUUUGGUGCAGCUCAUCGAGCUCAUAGUUCAAUUGUUGGUGUCAAAUUAGAUCAACGUGCUGCAGGAUAUUUGAUGAAGAAGGAAUUGGAUUAUUUUGGAAAAGUUCUAGAAAAUCCCGAACGUCCGUUCCUCGCUAUUCUCGGUGGAGCUAAAGUUUCGGAUAAAAUUCAAUUGAUUGAAAAUCUUCUCGAUAAAGUCAACGCCUUAAUCAUCGGUGGAGGUAUGGCUUUUACUUUUCUCAAAGAAAAGGAUAACAUGAAAAUUGGCAAAUCAUUAUUCGAUGAAGAAGGCUCAAAAUCCAUUCAAAAAAUUCUCGAAAAAGCCAAAUCAAAGAAUGUCGAAAUCCAUCUCCCCGUAGAUUUCAUCGUUGCUAAAGACGUUAAAUCAACCGAAACGAAAGAAGCUACCAAGGAAAGUGGUAUUGAAGAUGAUUACCUGGGUCUUGAUAUCGGCAAGGAAUCCGUGAAACAAUUCAGUGAAGUUGUCAAGAAAUCCAAGACCAUUGUCUGGAACGGACCGAUGGGAGUGUUCGAACAAGAUCCAUUCGCUAGUGGAACAAAGGAUUUACUCAAAGUAGUUGCUGAACAAACCAAAAACCAAGGCACAACAAUCAUUGGUGGAGGUGAUACAGCUACUGCUUGUGCCAAAUUCGGCUUUGGUAGUCAAAUGAGUCAUGUUUCAACCGGAGGUGGUGCAAGUCUCGAGCUUUUGGAAGGAAAAGAUCUUCCCGGUGUCACUGGCCUUAGUGACAAAUCGGCUAAAUAA
This is a messenger RNA of Adineta ricciae, 1284 nucleotides long. NCBI's taxonomy places the organism in Eukaryota, Metazoa, Rotifera, Eurotatoria, Adinetida, Adinetidae. The record is from the annotation of a GenBank genome assembly.